Molecule: messenger RNA, 2159 nt
Organism: Sitophilus oryzae (rice weevil)
Lineage: Eukaryota; Metazoa; Arthropoda; Insecta; Coleoptera; Curculionidae
Gene: Mys45A
Product: protein SDA1 homolog
Exons: 2
Coding region: 1-2112 (703 amino acids)
Biological process (GO): ribosomal large subunit export from nucleus; ribosomal large subunit biogenesis
Cellular component (GO): nucleolus
Source: RefSeq, a predicted model, not a curated record
AUGGUUCGAAAACACAAUAACCAGUUGCCAGAGAAUUUACCGCAACUUCAGAAUUUAAUCAAGAAAGACCCACAGUCCUACCAUGAAGAGUUCGUGCAGCAAUAUCAGCAUUUUCAAAAUACUAUUGAGGUGUUCCAGCUUGCACCUAAUCAGCCCAACAAAACCCUCGAUGAGCUAGUGAUGUUUAUGGCCCAAGUGGCUCAAUGUUACCCAAAGGAUCUGCAGGAUCUUCCCCAGCAAGUGAUCAAUAUUAUGCAGAAGCAUAACACAGUCCUGGAUAAUUCUGUGCGCAUGAAUUUGUGCAAGGCUCUGAUUUUACUGAGAAAUAAAAACUUACUGGCUCCCACUGAUCUUUUGGAGCUGUUUUUCCAACUUUUGAGAUGUCAAGACAAAUCACUGAGACAAUUUCUGGAGAACCACAUAAUAACAGACAUAAAAAAUCUAAAUAUGAAACACAAAAAUGCAAAACUCAAUACCACAUUGCAAAAUUUCAUGUUCACCAUGUUGAAUGAUACAAACUCUAGAGCUGCAAAAAUGUCUGUUAAUAUUAUGAUUGAAUUAUACAAGAAAAAUGUGUGGAAUAAUGCUAAAACAGUCAAUGUUAUUGCUACAGGGUGUUUCUCAAAGAUUACAAAGGUAAUGGUAGCUUCACUGAAGUUUUUCCUGGGUAAAGACCCAGAGGAAAAAGACUCAGAUAACUCAGAUUCUGAUGAUGAAGUAGAUCCAAAAGAAGUGAUGCUGGCCAACAAAUUCAAUAAGAAAACCAGAAAACGUGAAAAAAAUCUUUCUAAAGUUAAGAAAUUAGCUGCCAAAGCCUACAAAAAGAAAAGUCAAGCACCUACCUUUAAUUUUAGUGCCAUACAUUUGUUGCAUGACCCUCAAGGCAUGGCAGAGAAGCUUUUUAGACAACUGGAAUCAACAAAUCAAAGGUUUGAAGUAAAACUAAUGACCUUAGAUGUUAUUUCAAGACUUAUAGGACUUCAUAACUUAUUUGUUUUCAAUUACUACUCGUAUAUUCAGAGAUUUUUGCAGCCUCAUCAGCAUGAAGUAACCAGAAUAUUACAGUUUGCAGCUCAGUCAAGCCAUGAGCUAGUCCCUCCUGAUGUCAUUGAACCAGUUUUAAAAACUAUCGCCAAUAAUUUCAUUACCGAAAGGAAUUCUUCAGAUGUCAUGGCGAUAGGACUGAAUGCUGUUAGAGAAAUAUGCGCUAGAUGUCCUUUGAGCUUGUCUGAAGAACUAUUGAGGGAUUUAGCACAGUACAAAACAUACAGGGAUAGAUCUGUAAUGAUGGCAGCCAAAAGUUUGAUACAGUUAUUCAGAAAUCUAAGGCCCGAGUUGUUGCACAAGAAAGACAGAGGCAGACCUACAGAAGCUACAGGAGAAAUAGAGAAGAUAGAUUAUGGUAAGGUUAAUGUUAAAGACUAUGUACCCGGUGCUGAAGUAUUACUGAACGAAGAAAAAGAUAAUGAAGAGUUUGAAGUGAACAGUGAGUCUGACUCAGAUGAUGAGCAGUGGGUGAAUGUACAGCACUCUAACGACGAAGAAAUUGACAGUGGAGAAGAAGAGGAAGAUGAUUCAGAUGAAGAAAUGGAUGAUGAUGUUGAGAAAGACCAUGAAACUAGCGAAAGAAAUAUUUUGAAAGCUAAAAAAACUAAAAAGGAAGACUUGGAAGCUAAAAAAUCCCUAGCGCGUAAAGUAACAGUUGACCGUAUAUUAACGGACGAAGAUUUCAAGAGGAUUGACAUGGCAAAUGUCAGAAAACACCUACAGGGCCCCAACAAAGGUCAGAAAAGAUCUAUUGAGCUUGAAAACACCCUAAAAAAUAAAGACGAUCUUGUAAAACUGGGUGAUAUAGAGAAUAUAUACAAGAAAAGGAAGCACGAUAAGCAGACAAGGGUAGAGAGUGUUAGAAAGGGCCAGGAAGAUAGGGAAAAGUUCGGGUAUAAAGAUGGAAGGGUUAAUAUUCACUGUUCCAAAACAAACAGGGAGAAAAGUAAAAAGAAAAACUUCCAAAUGAUCAGGCACAAGGUUCAGGGAAAGGUGAAGAGAAGCUUUAAGGACAAACAGAUAGCCCUAAGGAAUCAUUUGAUCAAAUUGAAGAAAAUGAAAUAGACUUUUUAAGGUUUGUUGUUGUUGAAUAUAAUUUUUUUAAACAAUUA